Messenger RNA from Saprolegnia parasitica CBS 223.65, 369 nucleotides. RefSeq lists its product as hypothetical. Bases 1 to 369 code for a protein of 122 amino acids. The record is from RefSeq and is a predicted model, not a curated record. Lineage: Eukaryota; Oomycota; Saprolegniomycetes; Saprolegniales; Saprolegniaceae. The transcript has a single exon.
AUGUCCUCGGCGUUGAGUGCACUGCAGCCCCAGCAAGGCAUGCCUGCACCUUCUACUACCGCCAAGCCCACUGCAACACCCCAUGUCGCCACACCGCCGGGGUUUGAGGAGACGACGUCAGCCCUGCCACUGGAGCGCCAUCCUCCCAGCACAGCACCUGCCUUCGUUUCGUCGCUUCGUCGCAGCCUCGAGGACAACAGCGAGGACGAGAACGAGGUACCACUUUCUACUGCAACUGGCAGCGUCCAACGCAGUGCCAAGCCGAAGAAAGGCCAUCGCGGCCGGUCGGCCAGUGCCAUCGCCCGGCGCAACGCGAUAAGCAUGAGCCGCCUCGUCGCCAAGCAUAUGGCCGAACACGUCUUGGAGUAA